AUGGGGCGACUGAGGAAGAGGCACAACUGGAAGGGACGGAAGCAGGACGAGACACAUCCACCUCCAGCGGCCAAGGAGGAGGGGAGGACUGUUGUAGUGGAACUCAAAGGUACAACACUCAAGCGCCUGUGGCCCUAUGGCUCUCAAAAUAUGUAGCUACACACGAGGGUAGGGAAGAGAUACACGGUAACUAAGUAUGAAAAUGUAUGCACUCACUACUGUAAGUCGCGCUGGAUAAGAGCAUCUGCUAAAUUACUAAAAUGUAAAACUACUGUUCGUGAGGUUGGUGUUGUAAGGGGUGCGAUUCGUGUGAACUCAUAAUACUCUGUUCCUAAUGUUCCCUGUCCCACAGAUGGGGCCAACCUAAAGGGGUUGGACGAGAGCAAUGCCCUGGUCCUCCCAUCCACUAAAGCCAAGAAGAAGACGAGGGGCAUCGAGAAGGCCCUUACUAAGAAACAGCCCCUUACCAAGAAACAGAGGAAACAUCUACAAAAAGUAUUGGAGGUCAAAGAGAAGAAAGCCAAGGUAACAUGCUCAAUCUGCCUUCUCUGAGCCAGACCAGGUCAGUUUCAGUCAAGUUUAAACUGUGAACUGUGUCAUUUGAAAUAGUUCUGCACAAAAACAUGAAACUACACUAUUCAUCAUCAUCUUCCUCCUUUGACUUCCAGAGAGUAGACAUCCUGGCCAAACUGGCUGAAGUGCAGCUGCCUGACUCUGAACUGAAGCUGCUCUACACCACCUCCAAACUGGGCACAGGAGACAAGCAGUACCAGACAAAACAGUAAGGCAGUGGGACUGUCACGCCAUUGUAGCUGCAUUUGGUUUAGUGAUGCUUUCCAUAAGCUCAGGUUGACUGAUGAACAAUGAUAUUCAGUUGGAGUGAUAGUGGCCUGGUCUACUGUAGGCUUGUGUGUGAUCCUCUGUGGUGUUGUCUCUCUCUCAGGACUCCUGAUGAGGUUGAUGAUGGAGCCUCAGGGCCCAGGAUCAGCAGCCUGAGUGGAGCCAACAGGAAGAGGAAACAAAUAGCACGGGAGGAGGAGGAGGAGGAAGAGGAGGAGAGUAGUGGUUUGGACUCAUCAUCUGAUGAAGAGAUGGAUGAUGGAGGGAUAGGGAAAGGAGGGGUGGAGGCCACUAAUGUCUCAGAAUGUAAAGAGCCAGCCUCCUCCUGUCAGGAGAAAGAGGUGGAGGAGAUGAAAAAGGAAAAGAAAAAGGAGUCAGGCCUAGCCCAGGCUGCCAGUAAAACGCCAUCCGAGCCGGCAAUCUUCAUCUCCGUGGACAGACUGCCAGAGAUACAGGUGUGUGUUUCUUGUGUUGUGUAUUUGUUUCUCGUGAGGUGUGUAUAUUUUUCAUGCACAUUCUAUCUUUGUGUUUUUCUCACUCCAUGUGCGUUUGUUUUUAUUUCUCCUGCUGUGUGUGUGCAUGUGUUUUUGUCCUGCAAUGUGUGUGUAGGAGGCCCGUCUGAGGCUGCCAGUGCUGGCUGAGGAGCAGGUGAUCAUGGAGGCGGUGAGAGAGAACAGUUUUGUGGUUCUGUGUGGAGAGACAGGAAGUGGUAAAACCACCCAGGUACCCCAGUUCCUGUACGAGGCUGGAUACGCCAGGUAACACACUCCCUGCUCUUCUUUUUCUCAGCUUCACUCCAUCUUAUCCACCACUUAUCUUUUUGUAUAUUUAUUUGGAAGCCUCCUUUCACUCCACUAAUACAUCAUAAUAUCUAUCUUUAUCAAUUUCCCUCCUGUUUCUAUCCAGUGGCACUGGAAUCAUUGGUGUGACAGAGCCUAGGAGAGUGGCAGCUGUCAGUAUGUCCCACAGAGUGGCCAAAGAGAUGAACCUGUCCACACGGUACCCACACACACACACACACACAAUGGUUAGUGUGUGAAUUUCAUUUCCAUUUGUGUUUGGUUGUGUCUACUGAGGCUCUGUGUGUGUUUGAUUGUGUCUGUUGUUAGGGUGGUGUCGUACCAGAUCCGUUAUGAGGGGAACGUGACUAGUGACACCAAGAUCAAGUUCAUGACAGACGGAGUCCUGCUGAAGGAGAUUCAGAAGGUAAUCUCUCCUUACUCUCCAGCCUUCCCUUCCCAUUUUCUGUCCGUCCCCCUCCCUACCUAUCUGCCCUCCCCCCAUGUUUUUCCAUCUUUAUUGUAUGACUCCAUUAUAUCAGUCUAUUUGCCCCAGUCACCCCAUUUCCUUUAUUGCACUACUUUUGACCAGAGCCUUAAGUAGUGCACUAUUAUUCCCCUAUUCCCUAUAUAGUGCACUACUUUUGACCAGGACCCAUAGUGCACUACUGUAUAGGGUGCCAUUUGAGACGGAGCCUAAGUCUGUCUCUCUCUGAUGUAGGACUUCCUGCUCCAGAGGUACAGUGUGAUCAUCAUAGAUGAGGCCCAUGAGAGGAGUGUGUACACAGACAUCCUGAUAGGCCUGCUGUCACGCAUCGUACCACUCAGAAACAAGGUCAGACAGACGGGGUUAAUUUUUUGUUGUUAUUUAAAAGAAACAUUGACAUGACUCGGGGUUCCUGACUCCUUGAGCAUGUUAUUUAAUACAUGCACAACUGUUAUGUAAAGAUUUAUAAACUAUUUACUUAAUGGAAACUCUACAUUUAAUAAUAAUUUAUAAGCAGACUUCUCUACCCAACUUGCUGUUGUCCUUAUUUUUCCUUACCCUGUUGUUUCCUGUGUGUGUCACACAGAAAGGCCUCCCCAUGAAGCUGAUAGUGAUGUCAGCUACUCUGCGUGUGGAGGACUUCACAGAAAACAGGAAGCUGUUUCCUACUCCUCCUCCUGUCAUCAAGGUGGAGGCUCGUCAGUUCCCUGUAAGCGUCCACUUUAACAAACGUACUCCUCUGGAGGACUACACUGGAGAGGUGUUCCUCAAGACCUGUAAGAUCCACCGCAUGUUGCCCCCUGGGGGUAUCCUGGUGUUCCUAACGGGCCAGGCUGAGGUCCACUCUGUCUGCCGGAGACUGAGGAGGGCCUUCCCUUUCAGGAGGGGCAACCCAGCUACUGGUAAGUUUUACACACACACACACACACACACACACACACACACACACACACACACACACACACACACACACAUUGUCUUUACACAGUGUAAAAUGUAUGACUAUGUGUUCUGAUAAGGUGAGGGAGAGGUGACAACAGACACCUCAGAUGAGAUGAAGAAGUUUAAGAAAGCCAAACAUAAGAAAACUGUGGUACGUACUACUUACUUACUGUCACUGUUGAACAGGUGUGAAGUGUGUGAGUGAAUGUUUCAACGCCGUGUGUGUGUGUUUUGUUUCUGUGUGUGAGUAGUCCCUGCCCCGUAUUGACCUGGAUAACUACUCAGCGUUGCCGGUGGAUGAGGGGGAUGAGGACCGUCUGGCGGGGAUAGAUGAUGAGCAGGGGUCAGACCUGGAACUAGGAGACGACGCUGCAGACACCGGUAAGAGAAAAGGGCUAGGUGUGUGUUGCCUUAGAGCUCUUUUUCCUUCUUUUUUUUUCUCACCUUUAUUUAACCAGGUAAGCCAGUUGAGAACAAGUUCUCAUUUACAACUGCAACCUGGCCAAGAUAAAGCAAAGCAGUGCGAUUUAAAAAAAACAACAACAACACAGAGUUACAUAUGGGGUAAAACAAAACAGUCAAAAAUACAACAGAAAAUAUAUAUAUAUAUACAGUGUGUGCAAAUGUAGCAAGUUAUGGAGGUAAGGCAAUAAAUAGGCCAUAGUGCAAAAUAUUUACAAUUUAGUAUUAACACUGGAAUGAUAGAUGUGCAAGAGAUGAUGUGCAAAUAGAGAUACUGGGGUGCAAAUGAGCAAAAUAAAUAACAAUAUGGGGAUGAGGUAGUUGAGUGGGCUAAUUACAGAUGGGCUGUGUACAGGUGCAGUGAUCGGUAAGGUGCUCUGACAACUGAUGCUUAAAGUUAGUGAGGGAGAUAAGAGUCUCCAGCUUCAGAGAUUUUUGCAGUUCGUUCCAGUCAUUGGCAGCAGAGAACUGGAAGGAAUGGCGGCCAAAGGAGGUGUUGGCUUUGGGGGUGACCAGUGAGAUAUACCUGCUGGAGCGCAGACUAUGGGUGGGUGUUGCUAUGGUGACCAAUGAGCUAAGAUAAGGCGGGGAUUUGCCUAGCAGUGAUUUAUAGAUGACCUGGAGCCAGUGGGUUUGGCGACGAAUAUGUAGUGAGGACCAGACAACAAGAGCUCUCAGGUGUGUAUCCUUGAUUCAUAUGUUCUCUCUUUCUUUCUGUGUCUGUAGAGAAGGCAGACCCGUCCCUCCCUCUCUAUGUCCUCCCCCUCUACUCUCUCCUGGCUCCAGAGCAGCAGGCCAAGGUAAGACGGGCCACUUGGCACAACAAACCUACACUAGAUGAAGUGAUAUCAUUGCAUUAAUACAUGGAUCUGUGUCUGUCUGUGCAAGCUUGCAUGUGAGCUUGUCCUUGUGCUCAUGCUUAUUGUGUGUUUCUAAUCUUUGUGUGUGUCCAGGUGUUCCGGCCCCCUCCCCCUGGUGCACGUCUGUGUGUCGUAGCUACCAACGUAGCAGAAACCUCUCUAACCAUCCCGGGGAUAAAGUAUGUGGUCGACUGCGGUCGGGUCAAGAAGCGCUUCUACGACCGCGUCACAGGGGUCUCCUCCUUCAAGGUCUCCUGGACCUCACAGGCAUCAGCCAAUCAGAGGGCAGGCCGGGCAGGCCGUACCGAACCUGGACACUGCUAUAGGUCAGACCUGGAAAGGGGUGUUUAAUUGUUAAAGUAAAUGCUUUCUCACCUCAUUUUUAACCUCUUCAGUCAUUUCUAACAGAUACAAUUGAAUGUGCAAUGACUGUGUGUGCCAGGCUGUACUCAUCAGCGGUGUUUGGAGACUUCAGUCUGUUCUCUGAGGCAGAGAUAACCCGCAGGCCAGUUGAGGACCUGGUACUACAGAUGAAGGACCUUAACAUAGACAAGGUCAGAGAAAUAACACAUUAUUGAUUGAUGCUUUAAAGAUAGGGAGAAAGUCUUCCUGUGAAUUUAGUCAGACACUAGCUAAUGGUGUGUUCCUAAUGGUGUGUUCCACUGCGCCAACUCCCGAGUGGCGCAGUGGUCUAAGGCACUGCAUCGCAGUGCUAGCUGUGCCACUUGAGAUCCUGGUUCGAAUCCAGGCUCUGUCGUAGCCGGCCGCGACCGGGAGACCCAUGGGGCGGCGCACAAUUGGCCCAGUGUCGUCCGGGGUAGGGGAGGGAAUGGCCGCCAGGGAUGUAGCUCAGUUGGUAGAGCAUGGCGUUUGCAACGCCAGGGUUGUGGGUUUGUUUCCCACGGGGGGCCAGUAUGGAAAUAAAAUAAUGUAUGUAUGCACUCACUAACUAACUGUAAGUCGCUCUGGAUAAGAGCGUCUGCUAAAUGACUAAAAUGUAAAUGUGUUCAGGUUGUAAACUUCCCAUUCCCCACUACUCCCUCGGCUGAGGCACUGGUGGCAGCAGAACAGUUACUGGUUUCACUGGGAGCACUAGAGGAGCCGCCACGCACCGGACGGUAAGCGGUUAAACCUGACUCACUUUACCUCACACUUCACCCCCCAUACCUCACCCUUCGCUCAACCUACCUCACUGCUCACAAACUCACUUCUCAGCAGGUAUAUCUGUAGUCCCCUCUUCAGAUCCUCUACCCCACUAUUCCCUCCUGCAGCCCACCCACCAAUCAAUCAAUCCAUUUCUCUAUAUCUGCUGUAGGGUGAAGGAGAUGGAGCGAGCGCGUCUGAGCUGUCCCAUCAGCCCCCUGGGCAGGGCGAUGGCGUCAUUCCCUGUGUCACCGCGCUACGCUAAGAUGCUAGCGCUAGGGAAGCAGCAGGACUGUCUGCCUUACGUCAUCGCUGUGGUGGCCGCGAUGACGGUCCGGGAGAUCUUUGAGGAUCUGGACAGGUGGGGGGCAGAGAGAGUAGAGGAAAUGUGUGCUUAUAGGAUUAUUCUGAAAUACAUAGACAUUAGACUAGCAUGUGUUUCUGAUCAAACACAGGGUUUUGGUUCCAUUACUUAUUUUGAAAUGCAUAUUUAAACAAGAUCCUAAUGUGUUUGCAUCUCUACAUUCUCUCUCCACCAUCUCUAUUGGUAUCCUCUCCACCAUUGUCCCCUGGUCCAGACCUGCUGGUAGUGAGGAUGAGAGCUCCAGGCUGGCCCAGCGUCGAGCCCGGCUGGCCCAGAUGAGGAGGCUGUGGGCUGGGCAGGGAGCCUCUCUACUGCUGGGGGACCUCAUGGUCCUGCUGGGUAAGGCUGGAGUGUGAGCGUAUGAGGGUGUUGUGUUUUUCUUUGUGUGUGUUCUGUACUACAUGUGUCUGUGUUAAAGUAUUAUGGGUUACCUCAGGUGCUGUGGGUGCGUGUGAGUUUGCCGGCUGCACUCUUAAAUUCUGUGAGGAGAAUGGACUGAGGUAUAAAGCCAUGCUGGAGAUCAGACGACUUAGAGGACAGCUCACCAAUGCAGGUACACACACACACACACACACACACACACACACACACAGAGAGACACAGAGCGACACACACUCACACUCUGUCCUCUCCUUCCCUAGUGAACUCGGUGUGUCCAGAAGUAGGUGUGUUUGUGGACUGUAAGAUGGCUCCGCCCACUGAGAGCCAGGUGGUGUGUUUACGUCAGAUAGUGCUGGCGGGACUGGGAGACCACCUGGCCAGACGGGUACAGCAAGAGGAACUACUAGACCCAAAAUGGAGGAAUGGAUACAAGGUGAGUUCUCCUAUAACAUUAGAUAAUAAUAAUAAUAAUAUGCCAUUUAGCAGACGCUUUUAUCCAAAGCGACUUAGUCAUGCGUGCAUACAUUUUUGUGUAUGGGUGGUCCCGGGGAUCGAACCCACUACCUUGGCGUUACAAGCGCCGUGCUCUACCAGCUGAGCUACAGAGGACCACAGAUCCUCACUGAUCGAAGAGAUUUAUUUUUUUAUCUUUGUGUGUUUCUUAGUCUCAUUUGUGAUCCUGCUUGUUGAUAGUGUUUUUGAGUUGUGUUGUCUCUUUCUCUGUUUCAGACCCCACUCCUAGAUGAGCCUGUCUACCUCCACCCCUCCUCAGCCCUGUUUAAAACCCUACCUCAGUUUGUGGUCUAUCAGGAGGUCUUGGAGACCACCAAGAUGUAUAUGAGAGGUAGGUGAAACACUUCCACUGAUAUAGUACAGCUUAAUGUCAUCAGUAUUCCAUUAUUCCAACAGCUGUUAACUAGGGAGACUUGUCUCUCAGGUGUGUCAGCGGUAGAACCAGAGUGGGUUCCCCAGCUCCUCACCCAGUACUGCCACUUUGGAUCUCCUCUGGAGACUCCAUCACCAUGGCUCUGUGCAUCUACAGGCAGGGUCAAAUGCCGCUGUACCAGCACCUUUUGUGAGUCUGCUCUACACCACGCCUGUCUUUGUCACGUUCAGUAAUAGUGUCUCUCUGACCUCAAUCUUUCCUAAAUUCCCUGCAUCCUCUCUCGUUGCCUCCUCAAAACGCAUUGGGGAAGGUCUGAGGGGAGGGACCUUGGACCUUCUCUAAUACAGUAGAAAAGGAGGUGAGGAGAAUCACGGAAAGACAGAUUGAGCCUAACACUCUAUUCCCUGUAUCUCGCUCUAGUCCGAUGUGGCUGGCAGCUUCCUGCUAUAGAGAUGGAUUACCCAGAUGGCCUGGAGCGAUACAAACUGUUUGCCAGGUUCCUUCUGGAAGGACAGGUACUGAAUGCACUGGCUGCAUCCCAAAGGGAACCCUUUUCCCUAUAAAGUGUACUAUAUAGUGUCAGAUCAGGCAGUACAGUACAGAUCUCUGGGACAAACUUGGUUUAGAUGGUGUAAAACAGGUUGACUGCACUCAAGUGGAACCUUUUCAUUUGUGUUUCAGGUCUGCCCUAAAUUGAAGCAGCACAGCAGUUAUCUUCUCUCAAACCCUUCCAUCAUGAUGAAGACCUGGGCAAAGUGAGCCAAGCGUUCCUUACACUACAGCACAUAGGAGGGUCUGUCUGUGUUAAUACUUAAUGUUGUUGUUCCUCUGUCUGUAAGACUCCAGCCCAGGACUGAGGCUCUGCUGGGAGCUCUGGUGUCAGAGAGAGUGGACUGCAGAGACGUACUGCUCUCAUCCUGGAAGAACAACGACAAAUGUACGCAUCUGUGUCAUUUCAAUGAGAGAGACUGUCAAAUGUGUGAAAUUGUUGAACAUUAUUUUGUUCUCUAUUCUAAUUUUCUCCUUCUCUCCGUCCAGUCCUCUUGUCUGCGUACUGCCAGUGGAUCCCUGAAGCUAAACACGAAGAUGUGGCCAAGAGCUGGCCUCCCAUCUAACACAGAGGACACUGAUACCAGCUCUGCUGCCUGCCAAGCACCCUAGGCCAAACCAGCCAUACCAACACAGUGCCGUUAACACAACCUCAUAACCCAUAGCAUGGAGCCAGUUACCCAUACCUCAGCCAGCCACAACACACAGGACCUUUUGGCUGUUCUGUACAGAACUGUUCAGGGGAAGGACAAUUCUUUCACUUGGACCAUAUGUCCUUCUCUGGUUGUGCUUUGAUGGAUUUUUAAGACUAAUUCUUUGUGCUGGUCUGAAUCUGAUGAUUUAGAAUGAGAUUUGAUCAGUGUUGGACAGAAUGAAAAUCCAAAUUCGAUGUGGACCUCUUUUUGAAGAUGAAGCCUGACUCUCGCCACACAGUUGACACUGUGAAAAUAAAGGCUUAAUUUUUUUUGGAUGUAAGUACAUUUAUUAUUGUGCUUGCUGAAGUUUCU
Messenger RNA from Coregonus sp. 'balchen', 8700 nucleotides. The record is from the annotation of a GenBank genome assembly. NCBI's taxonomy places the organism in Eukaryota, Metazoa, Chordata, Actinopteri, Salmoniformes, Salmonidae.